Molecule: messenger RNA, 2739 nt
Organism: Astrephomene gubernaculifera
Lineage: Eukaryota; Viridiplantae; Chlorophyta; Chlorophyceae; Chlamydomonadales; Astrephomenaceae
Source: the annotation of a GenBank genome assembly
CGUACAUACAAAGCUUUUAAGCAUACAACACACAACUUCAGCUUAUAAACGGUAUACUCACUGCAAGACUUCGCGCGUUUCUUUGGACGUUGCAUAGCACUCCAGCAAACCAACAGCGCGAGUCACGUCAACCAGCUUUAACUCUGUCGGCCAAGGUGCUUCGCACUCUACGCGGGUCAAGCUGAUUGAGCCUACUGGAAACCUAAAAUUGGACGACUAGGUUAAGGGACCCGGACCUCGUGAGGCGUCAGUUAACCAUGGCCUACGAUACCGCGGAUUCGGAUUACUUAACUCGCCUUACCGUGAGGCGUCUGGCUGAGCUGAACGCCACUCGUGCCAGGGUCGAAGCUCUGGAGGCACGAGCCACAUUGGCGGAAGAGUAUGAGCUGGAGCGCAGAAAGCUCGAGCUGCUGCAGCGACUUCAAGACAAGUAUGCGGCGCUGAACUCCGUAUUGGGUACGGAUGCGGGCCUAGCCAUCACAGAGCUGCGGGAGCACCUGCAGGCUGUGUACGACGCGGACCUCCUGUCCGACACCCAGCUGCGAGCGCUGACCAUGCUGCACGCGGUGACCUACACCACGCGCACGCUGGACCGCCUGAGCGAGCCAGGGAGAUACGCUGUUGAGGGAAACAGCGGCGUGUUGGAGCUGGGCGCUUCCACGCUGGCCAUGUUCUCCACGCGUGCGGGCGCGGCUGUCGCUUUCGCCGAGGCCUGUACGGCACCCGUGCUCAUUAAGCUGCUGUCACCGCUGUACGCGCCCGUGGUGGUAGUGAAUGUGGCCAAUACCAUUGGCAACCUGGCAGAGGAUCUGGACAUGCGGCUGGCGCUGCGCACCGGCGGCGGCAUUGGCGCGCUGGUGCGGCUGCUGCGUCCCGACUGCGAGGCCAGCGUGCAGGCGGCGGCUGCGGGCGCGCUGUCGCUGCUGGCGGCUCGGGACAUCGUGGUGCAGGACAGCGUGCGCUACCUGGGCGGUAUCGACUUGCUGGUGGACCUGAUGGUGACGGCGGACGCCUACACCGCUGAGGCGGCGCGCUACUGCCUGCUGAGCCUGCGCCGCGGCAACACCAAGAACCAGGCGGAGAUCAUUGCGGCUAUCCGCGCCAACAGCAACGUGGUGCGGAACGUCAGGCGUGUGGAUCCGGAGCUGCUUCGUUUCGAGGAGGGCACGCCGCGCGUCAAGUCCAGCUACACGCCACCAACCUCCUACGCCACACCCACCAAGGCGGGAACGUCGCGCCCCACAACAGCUGACAGCUACCGGCGUCCGGUAGAAACCAUUACCGACGCAAUGGUUCGCUCCGUCUCGCCGAGUCGCCACCGGUCUCCUCUGGCGGCUGCGCUGGUUCGCUCCACCACGGAUGCCCGUGGCUCACUGGACCGGGACUUUGCUGCAGCUGCGAGCCCCGUGCGCACCAGUCUGCGCGCAACCACAGUGGGGCCACGAUACACGCCGCCGCCGUCAUCGCCGCUGGAAAUCGCGCACCCCGACGUUACCCUGGGACCCAUGCCCGAGGUUGACAGCGACCUCCUGAAGCGCAAGCACCUGAUUCGCUACACUGCCGAGGAGCUGGUAGCCCUUCUGCAGGAGAUGGGCUUUGAUAAGCUGGACCUGCGCGCCUUCAAGGUCAACAACAUUGCAGGUGUCGACCUGUUGGACAUGACGGAGGAUGAGAUGAUCGUGCGGCUGCUGCUGCCCCGCCACAAGGUUCGCAAGCUGCGGGCCCUGCAGCGCGCCGUGGCGCUCUACGACCGCAUCGCCACGCUGCCUCGCCAGGGCCGGUUGAGCGAGGUGGAGCUGCGGCUGUUCCUGUCCAGCCAGGGCUGCGGCAGCAGCGAGGUGGACAAGAUCGUGCGGCUCUUCCGCAGCCUGGUGCGCACUGACAAGCUGGACUUCGUCACCUUUUGGGACUUUGUGACCGCGUACGACUGGAUUGCCCAGGCUUUCCGCAUCUACAACAUCCCCGUUUAAGCCCCGUGAGACGGCAUGCGCGAGUCAGCGCCUGACGGGAUGGCGUUGCGUUGUCGUACUGGCUGGGAUAGGGCACGCAGACCCACGGGUCACAAGGACUGCGUUAGCCAGCUUGAUAAGUCCUUAUUACUGGGCGGCUGUCAGCACACAAGAUGAUGAGAGUCACCAGCUUUUUUCUGCGUCAAUAAUUGUAACCACGGCAACGUGUUGUAGUCCUCCUGGGUUUGUAUAACGAGAAACCGAAACUUGGAGUUUCGGUCCACCUUUUGCAUCGGAAUGGGCCUUUAGUGCAUCUUCAUGUUUCAUUUCAGCGUGUCUUUAUGCGUGCCGAGUAAAAUGGAUUUCUGAGUAUUGUUAUGCCAAAGUGCCACAACAGGGCCUCCUUCUGUUUGGCACCGUGACUAACUCGAAACGUGACUAUCUUGUACUAACGCAUCUGGCUGUCGUGCGCGGUAGCGGUGUGAUUGGCUGCCAGUUCUGGGGUAAAGGCUACGGGCUUAAUGUACAUAAGUGAUGUGACUGCUUGGCUUUGUGUAUGAUUGCGGCGCUGUGCGUAACGAUCCUUUACACGACAAUGAUAUUACCUGGACUUCUCUCCUCCUGGCGUGCUGGUGUUAACAGCGCUCCUACUAGUACUGCAAGGCUGUGGUAUGGCACGAAGGCGUGUCCCGGGGAGGUUUCCUCGUGAUCUGGGGUUUUACGUGUGCGAUGCGCAGCUCAAACGUGAGCAAGACGGGGUUUGUGCGAAAGUGCUAAGCGGGUGUAUUAU